Messenger RNA from Prorocentrum cordatum, 936 nucleotides. The record is from the annotation of a GenBank genome assembly. NCBI's taxonomy places the organism in Eukaryota, Dinophyceae, Prorocentrales, Prorocentraceae.
AUGGCCAGCAGGUGGCAUUACGCGUCCUGGGGAGCCGCCGCGUCCGACCCCUGCGCCCCGAGGCCGCCCGAGCCUGGCCCGCGCCCGGCCCGGCGGCCUCUCCCAGCGGACGCGGGCGCCCACGCCGCCAGACUGCGAGGGCACCAACCGCGCGUGUGGGCCGCCCUGCAGGACGGCCAUCAUCACGGCGAGCCUCCCUCCGGCAGUGGGGGCGCGCACUCGUGGCACGCCCUGGCAGCGUCGGCGACCUCAACCGCCAGGCCAGGCCUCCGGCUCGACCUGGCCGCCGCGACGGCUUCGUGGCCCGCGCUGGCGGGCGUCCAGGACGCGCAGAUGCCGCUGGCCGAGCUCGUGAGCUGGCACAGUCUUCCUGAGGUGGACUCAGCCCUCCGUGGCGACGUGGCGGUCACCACGAUGGCCGUUCUGAAUUUGCCCUAUGCGUACCCGAAGUGGAAGCUGCAGUGGGACAUCAAGCAGGAGGGCCUUGCGUACGACUACUUCCACUGCCCCCAGGACGCUCGCAAGGAGAGGAAUCGCGGAUUUGCGUUUGUAAACUUCCUGACGCCAGAGGCCGCCCACGCAUUCCAGCGGUCUUUCCACAACCGCGAGCUCUCCUACCCCGGGGCAGAGGCUAAGGUGGUUGCUGUCGUGCCUUCUGAUCUGCAGGGCCUCGAGAAGAACGCCCGCCUCCACCCACAGGGCUUGGCUUUACUUCCGCAGUUGCUGUUGCAGCAGUACCAGCAGCGUCACCUUCGCCAGCAGCACCAGCAGAUGACAGCCGCAAGCGGCGGCGGCAGCACCAGUCGGGGACCCUGGGAGGCUGAGCAAGUCGCGGUGGACCAGAGAGCCUCCUCCAGCCGCUCCCAGGUGGCCCCUGCGACGCACUCGCCGUCGCCAUCUCGAAACGUGCCGGUGGUCUACAGGCUGUCCUUAUGA